Molecule: messenger RNA, 2812 nt
Organism: Puntigrus tetrazona (Sumatra barb)
Lineage: Eukaryota; Metazoa; Chordata; Actinopteri; Cypriniformes; Cyprinidae
Gene: ppox
Product: protoporphyrinogen oxidase
Exons: 13
Coding region: 145-1578 (477 amino acids)
Biological process (GO): heme biosynthetic process
Cellular component (GO): mitochondrial inner membrane
Molecular function (GO): protoporphyrinogen oxidase activity, oxygen as acceptor
Source: RefSeq, a predicted model, not a curated record
UAGUUAACUGUCAGAGAUGCAAUUCAAUAUCCAGUAUGACUGAAUGUGGCUCAGCUUUGAUGUUUGGCUCAGCUGUUUUUCUUGGAUCAGGAAAGGACAGACUCUGGUAAGUCUUGUUGCAGGUGUGGAAGUGUUUGGGGCUGAAUGCAGAAGGUCGUAGCAGUGCUUGGUGGGGGGAUUGCGGGUCUGUCGGCCUGUCAUCAUCUGAGCAAGAGUGCUAAUGUUUCCAAGAUCGUGCUGCUGGAGAAAUCUGGGAGAUGUGGGGGUUGGUUGAGCUCCAUACGGAGAGAUGAUGGGGCCGUGUUUGAACAGGGACCUCGAGGGGUGCGACCUGCAGGUGCUGUCGGCCGGAACACUUUGAAUAUGGUCUCUGAGUUGGGUCUUGAGUCAGAAAUCCUGCCUGUUACAAAAGAUCACGUGGCAUCUAAAAACCGCUUCCUGUAUGUAAAGGGACAGCUACAUAAGAUGCCAUCAGGACCUGGUGGGGUUAUCUGCACUAUCCCUCCUUUCUCUCGACCCAUAAUUCAGAGCGUGCUGAAGGAGAUACUGAUCAGGAAAGGCACAGAGGAGGAUGAAUCUGUGCAUGCGUUUGUGUCUAGACGACUGGGUUCUGAGUUGGCUGAUAUAGCCAUAGACAGUCUGUGUAGAGGAGUUUUUGCUGGAGACAGCAGACAGUUGAGUGUACGGUCCUGCUUUCCACCUCUUUAUAAGGCAGAGCGGUCUCGGGGCUCCAUCGUGCUGGGCAUGCUGAUGGGUUCAGGAGGUGGUCCUAAAAUAGUCCCUUCUGACUUGGCAAAGAGAGCAUCUAAAGAGUCCUGGACUCAGUGGUCUCUUAAAAGAGGCAUGCAGGCAUUCCCAGAAGCCUUGGAGGACACGCUGAAGAGACGCGAACGAGUGGAGCUACAUCAUCAUGCCAAAGUGAAGAGUCUGAAUAUGAACGGUGGAGGCUGCGAGAUCAAACUAGAUGAUGGCGUCUCUUUGAAAGCUGAUCAUGUGAUUUCUGCAAUACCUGCAUCAGAAUUGGCCUCUGUGCUGCCCCCUGCUGCUCAACCUCUGUCGGAUCAGCUGCGAUCCAUCGCUUCAGUGAAUGUUUCUGUGGUGAAUCUGGAAUAUGAAGGUUUCGUCCUUCCUGUUUCUGGCUUUGGACAUUUGGUGCCUUCCUCUGAAGAUCCUGGUCUGUUGGGGGUUGUGUACGACUCUGUUCCCUUUCCACAACACAAUCGGAGUCGAGGAAUGACCACUAGACUGACGGUGAUGAUGGGGGGAGCAUGGUUUGAGCAGACGUUUGGUCACCCUGAUGCAGUGAAGGAGCAGACGCUGUUGGAUCGAGCCACCCAGGCUGUGACCUCUCACCUGAGCAUAAACGCUCAACCUGUAUGGAGCUGCGUCGCUUUACACAAGAACUGCAUUCCGCAGUACCAUUUAGGACACUGGAAACGACUUGAAAAGAUGAGGCAAUACAUCAGCAACCACAAUCUGCCCCUUACACUGGCGGGAGCUUCCUACGAUGGUGUCUCUGUUAAUGAUGUUAUAUUUGGUGGGCGGACUGCAGCUGAGGGUCUCACUGGGAAAACAUGACGUGCACAACUUUAUUUUGUCUGCUUUUAUUAAAGAUUUAGGGCUUUGUGAUAUGCAUUUUGCGAUUCCUGGGAAGGAAUCAUUAGCAUAUGAACAACAUGCUUUACUUGAACGUAGAAUGGAAAUCAAGAAGAGUACAUUCAAUUGUUUGAUGACGCACUAUGUGUUAAAAAAAAAGUAUAAUUUGAUAUAUCAUGUUUUGUUUUCCAGUAAAAUGUAAACCUCCUUAAAAAAAGAUAAACUCACUUCGCUUGACAUUUUCUUAAACAUCUUUAAAUUUUAAUGUUUCCUUUUUUUAGUGAAAAAUGAGUCACGAAAAAAUUUACUUUACUAGUAUUAUCAGUUAAUUGCAGCCGAAUGAUUGUAGAACUUCACUGCACCCAUGUGGUGCAUUUAAUGUUUUUUUCCUUUUUUUGUUUGUCUGUGGUGAAAUUUUACUUGGAUGAGGAGUAUUAUAUCAAUGUUUGACAUCUUGGGCUGUGCUACUGGUAUUUCACAUAAACUUACUCUUGCAUUUGUUGCUUUGGCCUUCAUUCAAGUUACCUCAAAAAUGGCUAGGGUAGACUCAGAUUUUUGAAAUAGCAUAUUUUCACCCAUUUCCUCCAGUUGUGUGAAAGAACAUGGUGGUUUUCAGGUAUUUUUACUAGGCUGAGAUGAAGUGCCAUUAGAUCAGGCUGCGCUAAAACCAUUUUGCACUGAACAUUUUACGCCAUUAUACUGAAGUGGCUUCAAUGGCAAAUUUACAACUCAUAUUUUGCAAUCGAGCCAAGCAGCAGAUUGGAAAUUGCUGCGACCAUCUGCAUUGUCAUAGACUUCCAAAGGGCAAAAAUUCAAAGUAUACUAUUACUCAGAGAACCAGACCUUUAAUGGGUGCUUGAGAGCCAUUUGUUUCACACGCAGGUGCUUUGCAAAGCAUUUCUCUUAAUGUGUCACGCAGCUUCAAUUUGUGAUAAUGUUUUAUCACAGAAAUGCACAGGUGUGCCUUUUUUCCUUUUUACAUGCAGUACUUGUGUGGCAGCAGUAAAUGCAAUUUUAUAUUGCUUUGUUGCAUUAUGGAUCCACAUGCAAUUCAGCCUUAGGUACAUGUGGUGAAUGUGACUUAUUGUGUAGUAUGUAAUUUAGCAAUAAAUCCAUGAGAUUUUUUUUUAUGACUACCACUUAAUGUAUGGUAAUGUAUGUUUUGUGCGAAGGCAAUGGCUCUUUGAGUAUGAUAAAUAAAAAAAGAUGCGUUUGG